Scheffersomyces coipomensis is the source of this 532-nucleotide messenger RNA. Its product is annotated as chromatin DNA-binding EKC/KEOPS complex subunit. The coding region runs from base 104 to 442 and encodes 112 amino acids. Lineage: Eukaryota; Fungi; Ascomycota; Pichiomycetes; Serinales; Debaryomycetaceae. The record is from RefSeq and is a predicted model, not a curated record. The transcript has a single exon.
GCUUCCCUUCAAAAGAUUGAUUUGAUGGGAUCUUUCAUCAGAUAUGGACCAUCCAUGAACUUACUUCAACAAACAAUAAACGAGUUAAAGGGAUUAUAAAAUAAUGAGUUCACUUAUACCGAAAGCUACAUAUUCAGCUCCUGAUUUAGAUGAAUCAAAAAUAUUCACUCCUGGAGAUGGAAUUCAUACUACUGAUGGUCAAACUACUCAAAUUUCAGAUAUAGUGAUCAAUGCUGGGGGUGAAGAUAGAGAUAAACCAACUGAAGCUAAGGAUACUCCAUUAGGUCAUUUAAGAGCUGAAUUGACUACUUUACAAGAUCAAAUCAAUAUCUUUCUUACCGAACGUAUGAAACAAGAAAAGAAUAAACAAAGUGAACAAGAAGAAGCUGAUAUUGAAAGACGUAUAUUGGAUGAUGGGGUUGAUGAAGAUGAUAGUGAUUGAUUUUGGUAAAAAAGGGUGAAUCAUAGGAAGUAGCAAUCUUACUACUACAGAUAUAGAAAUAGAAAUCAUUACUGUUUAUUUUAUGAGUUA